AUGUUGUUGCUUUCCAUGUUUAUAGGUCGGACCCGACUUAUAAAACCGACCAAAAUUGCCAGUGUGUCGAUCGUGCCGAUUCCGGUUCAAGCUGUUAUAGCCGUCUGCAAUGCCAAAGGGAACACUUGGAAAGAAAAGCUUCGAGAAUCUCUGAAAAGUAAAAUCACCUACUGCCCAACUUGCGGCAGCGAUCUUUUGUGCAAAACCGGUCGGAUGCGGAUUCACAAUGCGAAUGCCGACGAAGAAACUGAUUCAGCAUUGAGGAGUAACCCUUCGAGGAAAUUGAGACUCAAAAUGAAAAAGCUGAGGACCAGCAAAUCGGCUCGGAAUGCUGCCGCACAUUCCUGUGUACCUGACAAGAAUGUCGGUGCUCAAAUUCUUGGUCCUGCUUCUCCGAAAGCCACAACAGAGGACGUCAAGAUUCAGAAUAAUCUAGAAAUGAACGAAUUGAAUUCCGGGGCCAGUCAGAACUCGUGAUAACUGCUAGUGUAGGACAAAUUCAAGUGCACCAUGGCGAGAGAAUUCCUUAUUAAAAAUUGAGCGAUUUUUUUUGUUUGUUUGUGUGCUGAAAACCGGACGAGAGUUUGGUAAAAUGCACCAAUAUAGUUGUAUUUUCGAAGAAACGAACUCGUUAAGUUGUAAUGAUUAGCUCAGAGUUCCUGGCAUGUUUUGCGAGAAAAGAAUAAUCUUUCGUGUUUUGACUCCUUCCAUCAAGGAUUCUGACUUCAAUUUGAAUAAACUCAAAUCCAGCAGCAAUGAAAUCUUUCAAGUCUGUGUUUAAUCGCUUAAAUUUCCUAUGGAAGAUAAACGUUUCUAUUUCUUGAAUUAUUCAUUUUUCGGGGAGUUCGGAUGAAAUCUCAUGAUGGGCAAAUAAAAUGAAUGCUGUCAUUUCAUUGAGUCAAAGAUCAUCGAUCAAUGGCAUGCUCAAGAACAUUGGUGAAUGAGAAGCUUGGGAUGCACAUACAUUAAAUGAAUUCUCGUUCGAAGGAA
Molecule: messenger RNA, 990 nt
Organism: Notodromas monacha
Lineage: Eukaryota; Metazoa; Arthropoda; Ostracoda; Podocopida; Cyprididae
Source: the annotation of a GenBank genome assembly